AUGGAAACUGACAUAAACAUUCCAAAAACAAAAGCAGUUAAUGUUUUCUUUUAGUUUGCUAGAAUGCAAUUCUAUUUAACUGUUUUUUCUAAUUUGUUACCUAUUAUAAUAAGUUAGACAAAUUAAGUUUGUUCAAGUAAGUCAAAUAUUGUUUAUAAGAUGAGGGAAUUAAAUUAAUAUCUUUAAGUUACAAAGGUGAUAUAGUAUUAUUAAUUUUAAAUUUAAUAUCACUCUUAUUCAUAUGGUUAAAAGAACCUUUUGCAAGGUAAAAUAUAUAUUUAAUGCACUAGACUUGAGUUUUUUGUGAUGUAUGCAAUUAACAUCUGUUGGAGUGGAAUAAUGAGUGGUUAGACUUAUUUAGAUGUAACAACAUAACCAAAUGAAUGUGAAGGUGUUAUAUUAUCAUAGAAAUUGAUACUCUUUUUUCAUUUGAAAACCCAUCUAGAGGUAUAACUAUAAAAUGAUGAAUAGGUGUUAUUUACAUUAUUUUCUCCAAUUUUAUUUGCGUUUAGAAUAACUAAUUUGCCAAAUUCAUUUUAUGCAAUAUAUUUAAUAUUGACAUCAAAUACUACAUAACAAUUAUGUUCUAGAGAUAUAUCUAAUAUUGAAUUUGGCUUACUAUUUAUAGCAUUAAUAAGUUGUUUAAUAGGUUUACCUUUAAAUAUUGGAUUGUUUUGUACAAAGAAGGUAACAAUUCCAAAUUUGUUUCGAUUUUUAUUAAUGUUAACAAUAAUAGGUUAGAGUGGUUUAAUAGGUUAAUUAUGUAGAAUAUGAUUUAUAGCUCUAAUAUAUUAGGCUGAUGUAGAUCUUAGAUCAGAAUGUAGUCCAACACAUCUAUUGUUCAGGUCUUAUUUAUAUGUUAUACCAAUAACAAUUUUAAGUGCCUUAAGUUUGUUGUUUUCUAUGCCAAUUUAGGAUCAUGAUGAAAUUAGAUAACUUUUGAUUCAAGCUAGAAUGAAACCANCAAUUUUACUAUCUUUGAAUAUUAGAUAGAAAUAAAUAAAGAGAUAUUUGAAAGUAUUAAAAAAGUAUCACUACAAUCAUAAUGAUAAAUUUUAGUUGUUAUUUAUUUAAUAAAUAAAUUAUAAAUAUUUUGAAUAUUAACAAUGGAAACUGACAUAAACAUUCCAAAAACAAAAGCAGUUAAUGUUUUCUUUUAGUUUGCUAGAAUGCAAUUCUAUUUAACUGUUUUUUCUAAUUUGUUACCUAUUAUAAUAAGUUAGACAAAUUAAGUUUGUUCAAGUAAGUCAAAUAUUGUUUAUAAGAUGAGGGAAUUAAAUUAAUAUCUUUAAGUUACAAAGGUGAUAUAGUAUUAUUAAUUUUAAAUUUAAUAUCACUCUUAUUCAUAUGGUUAAAAGAACCUUUUGCAAGGUAAAAUAUAUAUUUAAUGCACUAGACUUGAGUUUUUUGUGAUGUAUGCAAUUAACAUCUGUUGGAGUGGAAUAAUGAGUGGUUAGACUUAUUUAGAUGUAACAACAUAACCAAAUGAAUGUGAAGGUGUUAUAUUAUCAUAGAAAUUGAUACUCUUUUUUCAUUUGAAAACCCAUCUAGAGGUAUAACUAUAAAAUGAUGAAUAGGUGUUAUUUACAUUAUUUUCUCCAAUUUUAUUUGCGUUUAGAAUAACUAAUUUGCCAAAUUCAUUUUAUGCAAUAUAUUUAAUAUUGACAUCAAAUACUACAUAACAAUUAUGUUCUAGAGAUAUAUCUAAUAUUGAAUUUGGCUUACUAUUUAUAGCAUUAAUAAGUUGUUUAAUAGGUUUACCUUUAAAUAUUGGAUUGUUUUGUACAAAGAAGGUAACAAUUCCAAAUUUGUUUCGAUUUUUAUUAAUGUUAACAAUAAUAGGUUAGAGUGGUUUAAUAGGUUAAUUAUGUAGAAUAUGAUUUAUAGCUCUAAUAUAUUAGGCUGAUGUAGAUCUUAGAUCAGAAUGUAGUCCAACACAUCUAUUGUUCAGGUCUUAUUUAUAUGUUAUACCAAUAACAAUUUUAAGUGCCUUAAGUUUGUUGUUUUCUAUGCCAAUUUAGGAUCAUGAUGAAAUUAGAUAACUUUUGAUUCAAGCUAGAAUGAAACCAUUAAAACCAUCACUACCAAUUUAAUAAGAUAUGACUAAACCUUAAGUAUAAUAAUAAUAAGAAGAAAUAUUAAAUAAAUCUGUUAUAGAUGCAGGUAAAUCAUAAAUUGGAGCUAAAUCAUAAGUUGGAGCUAAAUCAUAAUAUGGAACUAUAAGUAGAAGAGGAUGA
This is a messenger RNA of Paramecium sonneborni, 2237 nucleotides long. The record is from the annotation of a GenBank genome assembly. Lineage: Eukaryota; Ciliophora; Oligohymenophorea; Peniculida; Parameciidae.